Molecule: messenger RNA, 1095 nt
Organism: Oryza sativa Japonica Group (Japanese rice)
Lineage: Eukaryota; Viridiplantae; Streptophyta; Magnoliopsida; Poales; Poaceae
Source: RefSeq, a predicted model, not a curated record
CAUUCGAAGUACGUCACCAUGAACAGAAGAUUCUAUUUGACCCGGCGUGUAUUAAAAAGUUUUUUUCUUACAGAAAAAAAAAACUUUGACCACUGGCUCGAGCACUUAAAAGCGUCUGGUUUAAUGGAUCACAUGGACAGACACUCCAGAUCGAUAAAAUCGAGAGACGUACGCGACCAGGACCAGCUCGUUUCGUUAGAAAAUGUUAUGCGGCACGGCCAGCUUCAAGCACGUCGUCGACGACGACGACCCGGCGGCGCGCGGCACCGGCGGCGGGUCGCCCAGGCAGCCGAGGCGGAAGCACGGCGGAGGCGGCGGCGGUAAGAUCAACCCCUACGCCGAGCGCGGGCUGGACAAGUUCUCCACCGUGCUCUCCGAGCUCGAGGCCCGCCGGGACAAGAUCCUCCGCCGCGUCGGCUCCGGCGGCGGCCUCGUCAUGGUCCGCUUCGUCCAGUCCAACGGCGCGUUGGAGCCCAUCAUCGUCAAGCUCCCCGACGAGCAGCGGCGCCCCAAGGACGACGCCGCCGCCAAGAAACCCAGGCCGUCGUCUCCGUCGACCGCCGCCGCCCAGCAGCAGGGCGCCUCCGCCGCGCGCGCGACCAGGGCUCCACCACCUGCGCCGGCGGCGAGCAGGGUGUCGUCGUUCUCGUGGGGGCGGAUGCGGCGGCCGGCGUGCUACUGGCCGGCGGUGAUGGUGCUGAUGCUGGUGUGCCUCGCCGUGUUCGGGAGGGUGUUCGCCAUCUGCUGCACCUCCAUCUGGUGGUACCUCGCGCCCACCCUGCUGAGCAACGGAGGCGCCGGCGGCGAGGACGCGGCGCGCCGCCCUCUGGGCUCCCCGAGGAAGUCGCCGCCGCCGGCGAGCGGCAAGAAGUUGGCCGGCCGCCGCGGCACGCGCGAGGUUGGGAGCUCGCCGAGAGGCCACACAAAGAAGGGCACCUGAAAUCAGCCCCUUUCGAUGUGUGGCUACCCUGAAGAGAACCAAUCGAAGAAGUGUGCAGUACAAUUAAUGGUUGUUGCUUAAUUACUGUGAUCGGUUGCCGAUCUAUAUGUAAGUUUUUUUUUCUAUAAUGGAUUAAAACCCGGAAUCUAUACCAA